GAACGCUGCAGAAAGUGCUUUCAUGACAAUCAAAACAAACUGACGCUUACGUGAUUUUUAAGGGAUUUUUCAUUGGGAUAAACUGAUGUAAUUGGGCCUUGAGGAUGACUGCACACGUCAUGUGCUUAACUUCCUCGGGGGGAAUCCCUUUAUUCUCGAGGAAAAAGGGAGAAGGCAGUGUUAUGACAUUCUCGAAGAUGGCAUCCCUCAGCGGCAUCCACAUGUUCCUAAAAUCCCAAGACAUAAAGCUAAAAACCACAGAGAUGCCGGACACAACUGUCGUCUGGAAGGAAUUCGCCGAGUCGAUUACUCUCAUCGCAAUUGCCAGUGGCACGACCAAGAGUGUUCUCGAGAAGUUCAUUGAUGCCGUCUUCAAUGCUAUGAUCCUCGUGGCUGGGAUCGACGAGAUAAAGAACUCGAGGAAUGUCGAGAGGCUGAAGAAGGAGCUGAGGAAUUGUAAUAACAUCAUUGAUAAGUUGUUGGAUUGCUUGGAUAUUGGCAACAGGAGCUGCAGUGAGAUCGACUUGGUGACGAUGUCGAGCAGUAUAUUGUGUCCUGAGAAUCAUUUUCUUCAUAGUAGUCUAGAGAUGUUGAUGGAGUAUCUAGAGUCCACUUAUGGCUGCAUUCUGAUUCAUGGCUGCAUGGCAGUGGGCACAGACAGCUGGCUCCAGCUAGACCCCAUCGAGAAGAAAUUACUGAUGAUGGCAGCCUCGAUGGACAGCACCUGCUCCACCUGUGAUCUUCCAGUAUUUCUCCCCAAGAUGAGCCCCAACGUCGCAUUCAGACUGAUAUCAGUAACUCUGAUAAGAGGAAUUCAAGUCCUAGCCCUCUGUGGGCCUCGUCCAGACUUGAUCGAAGUGGAGAAAACUGUUAUCCAACACUGGAGGAAUAACGUGGACACUCUGAGAGCUGCUGAGCAGGCGUAUCCUCAGUGUUAUCCAGCUGAUCUGUCCUUGGAUCCAUCAAUUCUAGGAUUUCUACUAGUAGACUGCAACAUUGGAAAAUUCGUCAUGGGAAGAAACUCGAACAUGCAGUCGACGAACCAACAAAUGGGCACUCAGAGACUCGACAUUCUCAAGACAUUUUAUUAUCAGGCGGUGGAGCCAUUCCUAUUCUCCCAAAAAACUGAAACCCCAGUUGGAGAGAAAAAUCCAAGUGAUCGUAAAGUGAUUCAUGCCAGGGAGACUUACUGGUGUUCAGAGUACCACAAGUGUCACGCUUUCAGGGAGAAGGACAAUAUUCUGUGCAUUUUGUACCCUUACUCCGUACCGAAUUACACGAUAAGACUAAUAACUCGAAAGACAUUGAAAAUACUCAUUUCUGACAAGCAAACCUGCUGGUGAAACACGCAUUAUUAAUUGAGUAUUAUUCAGUCAUCAACAAUUACUUUUUACAACGGAAGUUUUUUACAUUUUAUACGAAACUCAACUGGUGCUAAUGAAAAAAUAAUACAAGUGAAAGAGCGAUUGCGUAAAUCUGUGGAAAUCGAGUGUGAUUUGAUCUUUUAAUUAUUAAAUUCUGAAAUUUUCUACAUACUAUUCAAUUAAA
This is a messenger RNA of Diachasma alloeum, 1548 nucleotides long. RefSeq names its product protein fuzzy homolog (gene fy). The transcript has 5 exons. The record is from RefSeq and is a predicted model, not a curated record. Lineage: Eukaryota; Metazoa; Arthropoda; Insecta; Hymenoptera; Braconidae. The coding region runs from base 105 to 1343 and encodes 412 amino acids. Gene Ontology annotation, biological process: non-motile cilium assembly; vesicle-mediated transport.